Messenger RNA from Drosophila obscura, 1178 nucleotides. RefSeq lists its product as uncharacterized. The coding region runs from base 69 to 968 and encodes 299 amino acids. The record is from RefSeq and is a predicted model, not a curated record. The transcript is spliced from 2 exons. Lineage: Eukaryota; Metazoa; Arthropoda; Insecta; Diptera; Drosophilidae.
GCAGUUGGUAGUUCAUCUUGGCCAGCCGACGGCAACGGUUGAGUUUUUUGUUUCGCCACUUCACAAAAAUGCCACUGGCGAAGUUUAUUUUACUAUGCUGCUGCAUCCAGUUAUCUGUGGGUGCGGACAGCUUCGAGGUGCCCAAUAGGAGCACGGAUCUGGACCUGGAUCUGGAGGCCGAGGAUAGCAUGGUGGAUGCAGCAAGGUCCUUGGAUCCGGGACAGCCCAAGCAGCUGAAGGUUCUGCAGCAUUCGGCGGGAUACACAGACUAUGAGUACUAUCAACGGCCCAGGCCCGGGGUCAAUGAUCAUUAUGGCAGUGACAACGAUCUCAGUGCAUCCAUGAAGCGAUUGCAUGAGGAGACCAAUCAGCGACCAGUCAGUGCCGUGGCCGUGCCACACAAGCCACUGCCUUGGUAUGGCGAGUAUUCCGCCGGCAAGGCCAGCGUCUCCAACGUGCCCAUGUAUCCCUCCAGAUCCUACGAUCCCUAUAUACGGCGCUACGACAGGUUCGAUGAGCAGUACCAUCGCGCCUAUCCGCAGUACUUUGAGGACAUGUACAUGCAUCGGCAGCGCUUCGAUCCGUACGACAGCUACAGUCCCCGUGUGCCACACUAUCCGGAGCCGUAUGUCAUGUAUCCCGACCGCUAUCUGGACACGCCCAGUGCCAGGGACUACAUCAAGUCACGUCGUGGCUACAUGGACGAUCCCGUGCCGCUGUCCGACUCCUACAACUCCAAGUAUGGCCCCAGCCCAAAGCUAUCCGACCUGACGCUGCCACCGCGCAAUCAGCGUGUGGUGUACUACGCCCAUCUGCCCGAAAUCGUGCGCACCCCGUACGAUAAUACGCGAGCGGAGGAGCGCAACUCGGCCAUGUCGGCCGCACCGUACAAAUUGAAUAAAAAGAAAAUUAAAAGCAACCAGCGACCCAUAGCAAAUAAUUCGACCAGCUAUAAAAUGACAUUAUAGAAGCGAAAUCGCAAUUUAAAAUUAUAUUUCUGCUGUUACUUCAAAAAGCACUCGAAUCGGCGGCAAUAGAGUUAAGUUAACAUCAUACGGAUCCGCACACCCUCCCCCUACUAUAUUUCUAACAUAUUAUUCCUUCAUUUCAUAUAUUUAACAUUAGGACAUUUUUUUUUUGGUCUUUUUUUUGAAAAUAUAAUUAAUGGAUGAAGUUUG